AUGGUUUCAACUAGGAGAUCCGGUGGACCAGUGGCUCCUGUUGAACUAAGUUUCAAUGGUAAAGAUUUGAAGAAAGUUAUACCAAUUGCUGAACAAAGAAGACUUCAAGAGGAAGAGAGCAGCCUGUCGGAAGGCCUGCUGCUGGAAAAAGAGGAUUUAAAUGAUGAGGGGUCAGAGGCCGUAUUUGAUGAUAAUGAGGAUGAUAAUGAGGAUGAUAAUGAGGAUGAGGAAGAAGUGGUUGAACAAAAGACACAAACCACGAGAAGAACAACCAGAAACACACGAGCCAAGGCCAAACCAAUAACCCAUAGAUCCAAACACAAAACAACUAAGCUUUCUCAUUCAAAACCUGCACCUACCAAAAAGUCUACUUCGAAAACAGCAACGACAAAGAGUACCACAGCUAAAGCUGCACGUACUACGAAAACCAAACCUACAAAUAAAAGAGACACCGAAGUAGAACUUAAGAAGAACACCGAAGUGGCAGUAAAGAAAAACACCGAAGCUACAAAAAGAAAAGAAAAAGCCCCCACAGAUGAAAAUAUACCACUACUCGUAAAGAAGGAAACCAGAGGAAGACCAAGAAAGUACCCACUUGGUCCCAAUGGCAAACCAAUUAUGCCUCCUCCUGCUCUCAAACCAGGCGAAGUGAAGAAAAAGCGUGGACGUCCACGUAAACUGGAAACAAUAUUAGGAGAAAAGAGGAAACUAGCUGAUGAGGUUACCGGAUCGUCCGCAAAGAAACUCAAAACAGAUACAAGUCCACAAGAGUCUGAUAGUGCAUCUCCUAGUGACGAGUCUCCACGAGAAAAAAUCCCUUCAAUGGAGGGUGCUACGAUUCAACCGAUUUCGGCAGUGGUUCCACCACAACACGCGACAACAUCACCAAACAUUCACAAACACAACAUCAAUCAUUUGUUAUCUAACGAUGCACCUCCAGCAUCUGCCUAUCCUCAAACUACUUACGAUACAAGAACCCCUAAUAUUCCAUCUUCAGCUCCAUAUCCACAUCAAAUCCCUCCACUUUCGUCAUCGUCAUAUAACAGUGGCUACAGUCCACAGUAUCAACCAUAUCAAGGUCAGCAGCCACCACCACCACCGCCUCCACAAUACCCUCAGCAACUGCCCCCGUACCCCUAUCAGCAAUAUUCUCAUUCAUUGCACCCACCUUAUCCUUUGGCUAAUGGUUCAAUGCCGAACCAAGGGCCAGCCCCAGUACCCCAAAACCAUAUUACUACUGGUCCACAACAAGCACCACCACCUCCGCCACCACCUCGUAGGCAACAACCACUACCACCUGGACCACCAUCACAGGAGGCACAUGGUCGUAUACCUAUUACAUCCAUCAUAUCUCAAAAGAUUGAUACCAAGGAUCUACCGUCGAUAAUGUACGAAGGCGAUACUACCAGAGAAGAAGCCGAAGAAGAUGCAGAGGGUGCAGGCGAAAGAGAGGACGAGGAUGACGGAGAACUUAACCUGAAGCAUAUCAAACGCAGAUAUCGUGUUGAUCGGGAGAAUAUCAAAAUCAACAAGAGAAUCAUGUCACAAGAUACUGAAGACGUUAUUAAAAUGUUUAAAAAAUUUGACGAUGAAGUUUUGAGUCACCCUGAAGCCAGAAAACGUUUGUUAUUAUUGGGAUUUGAAACGAGGAAAAGAUACAUCACCACAUUUAAACACUAUAUCCGUUUCUGCUGUAGGAAAAAGAUGGACAACUUUUUCGUUACUGGUGAUUUAAUGAAGGAGUUUUAUCAAGAGCAAUUUGCCUUGAGUACCUCCAGUAAACCGGUAAUUCGAUUGCGGAAAAUGGAUCCAGCUUUUUCCAAACUACAAGAAAUUAAUAACUUGGUAUAUCGCUUGGGCAGUAAAGAGAUUCCUCGUCGUCAUAUUGCUUUAGAAUAUUUGGUAUAUAAAGAAAUGGGGAAGGAACCGGAAGACGAUGACAAUUCGGCCAUUGAUGUAAUCGGUAAGUACAACAGUGAAGUGAUUAAAGGGAAAAGAAAGAGAAGAACGUUUAGAAAAGAUAAACAUGACGAAUUUGCUAUUUCGAUAUACGCACCAGAAAAGGGAAGGAGACCAAAUCAUGGUACUGAUGGUGGAAAUCAAACCCUCUUGGUCCAUCCAUCGUUGCCUCCAUUACCUUCUUUAGUUCGAGAGAAUCAGGAAAAAAUGCAACGACAAAGGGAAUGGGAAGAUCAGAAUCAACGUCUUCAAGAGGCCCAAGAUCGUACACAUGGAAGUGAACAGCACCAUACCCCCGAUCUUGCUGCAGCUGCUUCUACACUGCAACAUGUGCCUCCACAAUCCACAUCACCACCGGCUCUUAUAUACCCCAAAAAGAUCACCAAGAAAAACAUUGAAGAGAUUAGACGUUCAUUUGCUCAAUUGUGUACCGAAAUCAAUUCGUCAUUACAAAAAGCAGUGGGUGUGGAACCGGCUUUUGUUUCUGAUUUGACUACCAAAGUCAAUGCGCUGCUUGAUAAAUUUGACUUGGAAUUGAAUGGACCUCGUCCACCACAGCCUCCACCUCCACAAAUUACUUCCACUGGUGUGCCCAUUUACGAUUUACAACCAAACACAUACACUGUUUAUGAGAUUCUUGAUGAAUGGUAUAAUGGCACUCCAGAAAAGCCUAGUGUUGCUCAAAGAUUGGAACAAUAUGGUGAAGAAUGGAUCCGAGAUGAGUUUGAGUACAAUACGUUUGUUGAGCGUCGAAGUGUUGUUGAAUUUGUGGAGCGUUUGAGUAAAGAGACCAAAGUUGAUAUUUGGGUGAUUGCUAAUGAUUGUGACAAGUAUAUUCGAGAUAAAUCGAUUUUGGAUGAGUUUAUUAGUGAAAUUGAAUUGGAUGUGGAGGAUUUGUUCAAGAGAAUUUUGAGGUAUAGACAAAGGAGGGGGUAG
Molecule: messenger RNA, 2895 nt
Organism: Lodderomyces orthopsilosis Co 90-125
Lineage: Eukaryota; Fungi; Ascomycota; Pichiomycetes; Serinales; Debaryomycetaceae
Exons: 1
Coding region: 1-2895 (964 amino acids)
Biological process (GO): actin filament polymerization
Cellular component (GO): actin filament; cytoplasm
Molecular function (GO): actin binding; microtubule binding; DNA binding
Source: RefSeq, a predicted model, not a curated record